AUGGUUGAUCUCCAAGCUGAAGCUAAUUCGAGUUCCUCUCAUCUUCAUGCUGAUCCCACAUCAGUUCGAAUAGAUUUUGCCAGUCCUCUUUACUUGCAUCCAUCAGAAAGUGUUGGAUCUUCUCUAUUGCCUGCAGUUUUUGAUGGUACAGGUUACAGAUCUUGGAGAAGAGCUGUACUUAGAGCUUUAUCAGUGAAAAGCAAAAUAGGAUUCAUCAAUGGAACACUUGUACAACCUGCUCCUACUGAUCCUGGUUUUCUGCAAUGGGAAAGUGUGAUGAUAUGUCUGCAGUAUGUAAAUAAUGCUCAUGAGCUUUGGGCAGAGUUGGAAGAAAGGUAUGAUCAAACCAAUGGAUGCAAACUAUAUCAGCUACAGAAAGAGAUAAAUGACCUCGUUCAAGGUCCUCUGGACAUUACUGGCUAUUAUACAAGAAUGAAGAAGUUGUGGGAAGAAAUGAGCACUAUAGAUGUCAAUUCUCAGUGCACAUGUGUGUGCACUUGUGGUGGUAAGACCAAGUUGCACAAAGCUGAACAGGACAGGAGACUCAUACACUUCUUAAUGGGUUUAAAUGAGAUGUAUACAUCCAUCAGAGGCAAUAUCCUUAUGAUGAGUACACUUCCAAGUAUGGCACAGGCUUUCGCCAUCCUAUCCCAAGAGGAGAAGCAAAGGGAAGUGAAGCCUAACAAUCACACAGUUCUUGACUCUACCUCACUGAAUGCCUAUGGCCAGUCUAGCAAUAGUACAGCACGCAAAGAUUUUAAAACUAACUACAGUUCCACUAGGGGAGGUGGAAACAACUAUGGGAACUUCAACAAUAACAAUGUGUUUAGGGGCAGCUCUAGCACUACCAGGUCCUCUUUAUUUUGUGAGUACUGCAAGAGAUCAGGACACACAAAGGACAGGUGUUACAAACUUCAUGGCUACCCACCCAACUCAAGGUUUCCAAAGGGGAAGGGAUCUGGAUCAGCAGGAAAUGUAUGUGCUGCUGAGAUGAAUGGGCACGGGCACCAGAAUGAGGAGGAUUCUGCACUGAAGAAGCAAAUGCCUUUGAACUUGUCUAAAGAUCAAUAUGAACAGCUACUGAAUCUUUUGGGAACUCUGCAGAUUGGAAAUGGAAAUUCUAACUUCGACAAUUCAGACAAUAUGAUGAGUGGAGCUGUGAACUUGGCAGGUAUACUUGCUUGCUACUCUUCUAUAACUGAAAUAGGUGAUCUAUCUUGUAGGUGUACUAAACUAACUGCUGGUUCUUGGAUCAUCGACUCUGGUGCAUCACAUCACAUGACCUAUACAAAGCCAUCCUUAAAAACAUUAGACCACUACCUUACCCUUUCUUAA
Messenger RNA from Solanum tuberosum (potato), 1335 nucleotides. RefSeq lists its product as uncharacterized. NCBI's taxonomy places the organism in Eukaryota, Viridiplantae, Streptophyta, Magnoliopsida, Solanales, Solanaceae. The record is from RefSeq and is a predicted model, not a curated record. The transcript has 2 exons. The coding region runs from base 1 to 1335 and encodes 444 amino acids.